GCAGGUCUGGGGGCGGAGCUAUCUGAGGAGGAGCAGGAAGUAGGAGGAGCCUGUCUUGAUUACAGGAUAUACCCGGACGGCGCUCCGCAGCAUGCUGAGCAGGAAGGGGUCUUGUGCGGGGAUGAUGAGUGCGGCAGCCGGAGUGGACCGCAGCAGGGUCGGGGAGAGGCUGCAGGCUGCCCUGGCCGGGCUGCAGGAGCUGCAUCUGCUGAAGGACAGACAGAGCGACAUGGUGAGCUGGGCGCUGAGGAUGGACCGAGAGGAGCCGGUCUCCGCUGUCCACGCAGGCCCGGAGAGCCCCAGGAUGAUGGGGGCUGAGGAGCAGCGGCUGGAGGCGACCCUAACAACCCUGAAGCAACAGCUGUCUCGUCUUCGGAAACAGGAUGUAGGCCUGAAGACUCACUUGCAACAGCUGGACCAACAGAUCAGUGAGUUGAAGCUGGAUGUGAGCAAGGUCUCCACAGAGCAGCUGGAGAGUGACAGCAGGCCAAGUUCAGGUUUCUAUGAGCUCAGCGAUGGCGGCUCUUGCUCGUUGUCCAACUCCUGCACCUCUGUGUACAGCGAAUGUCUGUCAUCCUCCCAGACGAGCCUUCUCCUCUCUCCAAUGAGCCCUGCUAAUUACCACAUCAGCCCGCCAUCACAAGUAGAUGUAUGCCGCCGUCGUUCUGCUGAUGAGUGCACCACCCAGACUAACCCUCCGCGGGCCACAGGCUUCCAUCUGGGCAGCAGCAGGAUCCGAGCGAGCACAGCAAAGGCUCGACCAAGACCUGUGUCAACAGGUGAUCUUGAUAGGAUGAUGGCUCAAGGACCAAGCUACUCCAAAUCAGUGGAUGAAAAGAAACUCUCAAUGUGCUCAAACCUGAAGACCUCAACUGUGGACCCCAAGUUCCACAGCAACCUGGUGUCCCGCAAUGGAACGGAAGUGUACCACUACCCCAGUCCCUUGCAUGCUGUGGCUCUCCAGAGCCCAAUCUUUUCCCAUGGGGGCGAUCCAGCCACACCUGGACUUCUAGAGGGGCAAGGACCCCUUGCAAUGAGCGGUUCUGACACCCUCCAAAGGGCACAAAUGGGUAAUGAGACCAAGACCCUGGGUUAUAUUGACAAGCUCCUCCUGCGCAGCUUGAGCAAAAUCCAAAGUGAAACUCGAACAGAGACUCUGCAGACACACUGUGACUAUCACAGGAGGCCCAUUGAAGUUGUAACUGUGUUUCCUGAAGUGUCUCAGAAAGACAUGUCUAUGCUGCAGCCUCUUCCAGCCCUGACCACAGACAUCACCCCACUAGAUAGCAACCGGAAGAGACACUGCAUGACAUUCUCCAGCCAAGAGCCAGCUGAUAAGGCCAACCAGAAUCAGUUAGUAAGAGCCCCGGAGGUUUCCUACCGAUACUCCUAUCCUGCUGCCAUGAGGGAUUACAGUGGAGAUGAGGUCACCACUUUAUCUCUGAGGAAGAAUGAUAAACCAAAAGAAGAACAUGCUAGUGUAGCAAGAGGCAAUCCAGAGUCAGUGCCACAAGAGAGAAAGGGCUAUAGGCAAAGGUCGGUGAUGGCCCACAGCUCCAGCACAGAGGAGAGCCAAAGCUAUGAGGUUCACCCUGGUCACAUAGCUUCCCCUGAGUUCGUCCAUGCCAAAUUUGUCCCUGCUGGAUCUCACAGGGUCAAGGUGAGACAGGCAGACCGUAAAACCAAAGCAGUGAAACUGAGAAGAAAAAGCAGUGAGAAGCCGCGAGCAAUCAGGCAGCAACAUGGAUACUCCUCAGGUGAAAGGACCAAAGAAGCCAGUGGUGGAACCAAGGGGGAACAGAGAAGAUCAGGAAAAGGAAAAACUAUCCAGAAAUGUACCACCCAUCACACAGAGGAGCACAGACAGGGCUCAGGCUCUGACUCCAGCCACUGUACCCCAGGAUUCAUGUACACCAACAAGGUCCAUCCAAAGCAACAUCCCAUCCCUGCUGUUACAAAGUCUAGCAAAAGCCGCAGACUGCAGUGCCUUGGGUAUGAGCAGCCUGUAGAGCAGAGGAAGAGGAGGCAGGGGGCUGCCAAUUGGCCGUCUGAUGUGGAGAUGUUCCAGGCCUCAUGUGUUCAGCGUCAUGUUCAGGCACCAGGGAGCAUGCAGAUGGUCCGCAGUAUGAGUGCCAAGUCAGGCCAGUGGAUAGGACCUCCUCGCUCCUUCCAGUCCUCUCACACUUUCCUCCACAAUCUUAAUGCCAGAUACCCUCCAGCAGCCUUCAACAUCUCCAGCCACUACCCACCCAGUUGCGAGUCUGAGUACUCAGCCGAAUGCGCCUCACUGUUUCACUCCACCAUCGCCGAAAGUAGCGAGGGGGAGAUGAGUGAUAACACCACCAACCGCUUUGGAGAUAGCGAGUCCAGCCAGAGCUUCCAGUCCUUCUCGGACUCUGACAGCAGCCUGGACGAGGACGACCAGGUGGACAGCCAGGGGGAGAGAGGUCUGGUGUGGGCUGAUGCUGCUCUGGGGCCCACCGCAGCUGGACAGCCCCUCCAGCAGCUCCCACGCCCCGAGCCAGCGGUCUGCCGCAUCAAAGCUUCCCGAGCCCUGAAGAAGAAGAUUCGUCGGUUCCAGCCGGCCUCCCUGAAGGUCAUGACCCUGGUGUAGCAAAGUUCCCCCUGGGCAGAGUUAGAACUGUUGGUAAAACACAGAGGGCGGUGGGAAAUGCUUUCAAAACUGUUUGGAAACCUGGUCUUUGACCUCAACACCCUUAAUCAUCACUGAGAAGCAGCCAUUAAACUGGACUGCGUCCGUGCACUGAUUGUGUUGUUAAAAUAAUUUACAAUGAUUGAACAUGAAACUGUACACAAUAGUGCACUGUAUAAAAGCAAAUAUAACACAAUUACACUUAAUUUGUAAAUAUUUAUGUUGUAAUUAGGGUUUGUCAUAUCAUG
Anoplopoma fimbria (sablefish) is the source of this 2901-nucleotide messenger RNA. It is a transcript of the gene dact2, whose product is annotated as dishevelled-binding antagonist of beta-catenin 2. The transcript is spliced from 5 exons. Gene Ontology annotation, biological process: negative regulation of nodal signaling pathway. Bases 92 to 2614 code for a protein of 840 amino acids. The record is from RefSeq and is a predicted model, not a curated record. Lineage: Eukaryota; Metazoa; Chordata; Actinopteri; Perciformes; Anoplopomatidae. Gene Ontology annotation, cellular component: cytoplasm.